GAGCGUGACUGUAUAGAUUUCUGCGUUAAUUGUGUGCGUGCGUAAUGCCAGAAAUUCACCGUAGCAACUAUAUAUUUUUUUUUAAUUUUUUUUGGUUGUAUUUUAAGAUAACGGUCUAAAGCGGCGUUCGUAAUUUGCUGCAGAAAAAAAUUAGCUGGGAGAACAAUACAAUACAAAUACAUUCAACACACACAUGACACAUACACAUUGGCCGCAGACAACAUUAUAGUCUAUAAAGUAACGCGAAACGUGUUGUGUGUGCGUAACUCGUAUAUCUCGUACAGUGCGUGAGUGGCGUGCGUGUACAAAACUAUUUGUGCGUUAAAUCAAAUGGCAUUUUGUCUUUAAACAAUUCAUUUCGAACUUUAAUAUCGAGUGGCGGACGUUAAAUAAGUAGUAGAUUCUAACAACUGACAAUUUUCUUGGGCUGUUGUUGGCCCUGUUAGCUGCCUGCAUAGUUUCUGCGCGUAUGUGUGUGUAUGUGUGUUUGUGUGUGUGUGUGCAGCAUCCCUAUUGCUAUCACGCUUCAGCACAAAGGCUAUUCUGAUAUCUGACGACUGCAGCGUGCGUGCAUCACAAAGUGCUGCUUUAAAGGGCGCACUAAAAUUUUUGUUGCCAACAACAAACAAAUUUUUUUUAAUUGGCUAAACGCUCGCGCUCUUACCGAAUUUGUAUGCACCCUUUUGUCUUACCAAUUCUUUAUAAAAGUAUAUUUUCUUCAGUUUUGCUUGAAUAUCGGGUCGCCUCGUAACGUAAGCAACCAUAAAAACCGUGGAUCGGCUAGGCGAUUGCAACAACUAAUAAAGAAAAACGUCUACUUACAUAUGUAUACAUAACUACGACGCAAAAACAAUAAUUGAAAGAAUAAAACAGAAAGGCCCAGAAAAACACAAUAAAAUAUAUAACAGUAAUACAACAGUAAUAGGACGGAGAGCGAGCGAGCGAGCAAGCAUACCACAAACAGAACAGUCAACAGUUAAAAUGUUUACCGAGGAGGGAAUUUUUUCCAUAGGCGAUGGCCUACUGGACGUGGAGCCCGAACGCUUGAAAGGAUUGGUUGUCGCGAAUGACAUCAAUGAGAUUUACGAUGUGGAACAGGCGCCAUUUGCCAGGGGCAAAUUCGCUGCAGUGCGUCGUGCAAUACACAAAAAUAGCGGUCUACAUUUCGCUGCAAAGUUUUUAAAACGACGCCGACGCGCACAAUCUUCAGACAAGGAGAUCAAGCAUGAGAUUGCUGUCUUAAUGCUAUGUGAGGGCGAAGAGAACAUUGUCAACUUGAAUGCGGUACAUGAGACUCGCUCGGACACGGCUCUUCUGCUGGAGCUCGCCACUGGAGGGGAAUUGCAAACGAUAUUGGACAACGAGGAGUGCCUUAGUGAGGCGCAUGCGCGCAUUUGUAUGCGCCAAGUGCUCAAGGCUCUCAAAUUUCUACAUGAGCGCAGCAUAGCCCACUUAGAUUUAAAGCCUCAAAAUAUAUUGCUCGCCGGUGAACGCAUUGAGGAUGGGCUCAAGUUAUGCGACUUCGGCAUAUCGCGCGUCGUCUGCGAGGGUAUUAAUGUGCGUGAACUGGCUGGUACGCCCGACUAUGUGGCGCCCGAGGUGCUGCAAUAUGAACCGCUCUCACUUCUCACCGAUAUUUGGUCUGUGGGCGUGCUGGCAUAUGUGCUUCUAUCAGGAUUUUCACCAUUUGGCGGCGACACUAAACAGGAGACCUUCCUCAAUAUAUCGCAGUGUGCGUUAACAUUUCCCGAUAACUUGUUCGGGGGCGUCUCUCAAGCGGCCAUUGACUUUAUACGCUGUGCACUGCGAAUUAAGCCAAACGAUCGCAUGAGCGCCGCAGGCUGUCUGGACCACAUUUGGCUAAAGGACGAAUGCGCGCUAAUCAGACAGAUGUAUAUGCAAACAAAUACGGAUGCAGACUUUGUCAAUGAGCCGGGUGAGGAUGAUGACGGCGAAGAAGAUGUUGACGAAGAGGAUGUUGAGACUGUGGAGUCCCAGCAGAGCAAUUAUAGCACAGGCAGCUCAGCAACAGCGGGAACACAAAUCAACGGCAACAGCAACUGUAGCAGCAGUAGCAGCGAUAGCAACAGUAAUGGCAGCAACAAAACAACAACUCACAAUGGCAGAAUGCACAGUAAUGUCUCCAAAAUACCCAUAGCUGCCUCAAAAUACAACAAUAGUAACAGCAACGGCAGCAGCAGCAGUAGCAGCACCAGCAACAACAGCAACAGCAAUAACACCAACAGCGGUAGAAGCAGCACAAAAUCUAGCCCACCAUCAGAAACUACAAUGGCCAUAUACACAGUGUCCGGUCUUGCAACUACAAAAGCAACAACAACAAUAGCUACGACCAAGUCAACGCAAAUUGCAACACCCACACGUCGUGCGUCCGAUUCUGAUAAAGAGAAUACUUAUACGGCUACAUUUGUUAAGAAGCCGGCUAAGCCCAAUGGCAUUGGAGUCGGUAUCGGCAGCACGGCGACCAUUUUGAUAGGCAGCAGCGGGGAGGCAGCCAUUGUAUCCACUGCAACAGUGCCAAAUACUGACAACAGUUCGAAUGUGACAACGCCAUGUCUAUUUCCCGAUGCCCCUACUACACCCAAAGUUAUACGCAAGGCGCCGUCAGUUGAGACUCCUGGGACCUCCGUCAAGGCACUGGUGAAGAAGUUUCAGCUGGAGAACGGGAGCAAUAGUGACGGUGAAACUUCACAGCACCAGCAGCAGCAGCAGCAACAACUGCAGUCUACAACAUUAAAUAGUAUUCGGAAAUGCUCCAUGGGCACGGUGACGAACAUGCGGUUCAUCUGCAAUGCUGCCAGCAGCUAUGAGAACAGCAGCUAUGAGCACAGCAGCAGACACAACAAGAGCCUGGCCAGCAGCAAAUGUAACCUAAUCUUUAGUCCCAUACUACCCGUAAGGCGACGCGCUUCAGAGCCACUGACAACAGGUAUUCACAGACCGACCCAGUCAACCAACGGCUUCAUUUGUGGCCCAUUGCAUCAGAGUCAGAGUCAGAGUGAGACUCAGGAUCAGAAUCAGCUUCCGAAUAGUGGUAGAAAUGUAGCCAAUGUAGGAGCAGCACCCGUCGCUACUAGCAAAAGCUCUAACAGUAACAGUAGCAGUAGUAGCAGUGGAACUACAGGUAGUAGUAGCACAAACUUGCUUUUAAAUGGACGACUGCCUUUUCACCAUCAUCAUCAUAUGCAUCACCAUCAUCAUGUUGUGAUUGCCACCAAGAAUGCAGCUGCUGCCGCAACCAACAAUUUGAGUCUGGAUCAGGGCAUCAUCUGUUAGCUAAGGGCCAGCCGAGCGCGUCGCAAUGCCAAAAGUUUGUUUCAUCGCUUACUCUGCUGCAUGUAGCAGUGUAUGGACGUGUAAGCCCAACGGCUCGUGUAUCUUUAGCUGGUUUACUAAAGGCAGGAAUGAACACGAUGGACCGACAGCUUACUUUCUCGCUCUGGCGUGCACGCCGCCUCGCUCUCGCUCGCAAUGUUGAGCACAACGCACAUGGACACAAAACCGAUAAUUUGAUCAAAAUUAUCAAAAACUAGAACAUAAAAACAAAAGUUAACUUUCCCCUCUUUUCGCUUUCGUCGGCUUAUACAAAACCUUUUUGAUUCGCAUGUUAAGUUGGCUUACUAAAAUGGACUUACUCGUAUUAAAGAAAUAUGUACAUCUGUGCGUGUUUAAUUUCUUUAUACAUAUGUACAUCUAUACAUAUAUAGAUAAAUACAUAAGAACAUAAAUAUACAUACAUACAUACAUACAUACAUAUCAAUCAAUCAAUGUUGUUGUUACAGGCCCGUUGAGAGUUUGUUAAAAAUUGAAUUGAAUAAUUGGUGAAUGUGCAAAAAGUUAUUAUACAAAAAUACAUACAUACUAUACCUACAAAUACAUACUUACUUAGUAGUAUGAAGUUUGCUGCCCAAUAAUUGCCAAUUGGCGAAACCAGGGUGUGAAGGCAACAAUAAAUGUGAUGCAUCAGGCAAUGGUCAGAACAAACAUUUUUGUUUUUCCUUAACAACAAAAAUAAUUCAACGAAUCACAUACAUAAUUGUCAAUUCUAUUAUUAAAUGUCUAUUGCUUAGCAUAAAUUUUAUAGUUACAUUUAUAUACAUAUACCAAAAAAAAAAAGAAAGAAAAAGAAAAGAAAUACAAUGGCUUAGGAAAUUAAGGGAGUCAAGCACAAGAAGAAAUAUUUACCACCAAGCAAUGAAAAGGUUAAGAAUUUAUCACUGUCAUGGUUUCCUAACUCGCGUUCUGUUAUGACUUUUCUAAUGCCUGUUUUAAAUAAACAUACAUUAUGCAGAUAUACAUAAGUGUAGCGCCAAUUACAAUUAUAUGAUAUGCAGUUAUUUCAUGAAUGUUUAGAUACAUGCGUAAAUGAAAAUGUGCGAACAGGAAAUGAAAAAUAUAAAAAAGGUAUAUUUUAACUGCUGUUAGAGUUGCAGAUAGUUUACCCAAUGUACUUGUAUGAGUGUGUUAUAAGACUUGGAACAUGCUGCAACUGCUUAUGCAUAUGCUUACUAAGUAUGUACAUACAUGUACAUAUGUAUGUAUGUACAUGUGCAAAGUUAAGUGCAUACAUUAUACAUAUUGUCAAUCAACCAAUCAAUCAAUCGAUGAAUCAUAAAUAGCAAAUUGUUCACGUUGUUUUUACAAAUUGUUAAGGAUGUGUGUGCGCGUGUGUGUGCGUGUGAUUGUAUUACAUUUUAGAAACCAUAUCGCGCAUACAUAUUUUAAAUGUUAUCCAAAUAACUACAGUACAUAUAAUCAUGCAAUCAUUAUUCCGCACACGCAUGCAUAUAGAUAUAUACAU
This is a messenger RNA of Scaptodrosophila lebanonensis, 4819 nucleotides long. It is a transcript of the gene Drak, whose product is annotated as death-associated protein kinase related. The record is from RefSeq and is a predicted model, not a curated record. Gene Ontology annotation, biological process: intracellular signal transduction; protein phosphorylation; positive regulation of apoptotic process. Gene Ontology annotation, cellular component: nucleus. Gene Ontology annotation, molecular function: protein serine/threonine kinase activity; ATP binding. The transcript has 5 exons. NCBI's taxonomy places the organism in Eukaryota, Metazoa, Arthropoda, Insecta, Diptera, Drosophilidae. Bases 982 to 3294 code for a protein of 770 amino acids.